UUUUCGUCCGGCUAAAGAUGCAUUUAGUUGGCAAAUCUUAAACAAAAACAAACAUGUUUCGCCUUAUAGUAAUAUUACUGUUACUAUUUUGUCCAAUAAGUGGCGUAGGUGUUAAGGAAAUUGAUUGUGAAUCAAAAGAAACGUGUAGUGACUGUAUGCAAACCCUAGGCUGUCUGUGGUGCUCAAAACCUCAGCCAAUAAAUGGAAAUAGUUUAGUUUACUGCAUGAGCGACAAAAUUCUAUCAUCUAAUUAUACGUGGUGUUCAUCUAAAGAUCUUACAAAUCCUGAGAAGUCACUUAAGAUAGUUGAGGCUAAAUCAUUACAAUCCGAAGGAUAUGGUCAGGCGAUUCAAAUUAGUCCUCAGAAAGUAAAACUGUCUCUUCGAAAAGACGAGGAAUUUGAAUUGAAGUUUCAAUAUAGGCGAGCAAAAAAUUACCCCUUAGAUCUUUAUUAUCUUAUAGACAUAUCGGCAUCUAUGAAACCACAUAAAGACAAAUUGGCUUAUUUAGGGAGCACAUUGGUUGAAGUUAUGAAAAAUAUUACCAGCGAUUUUAGAUUAGGAUUUGGAUGUUUCAUAGAUAAGCCUGACUAUCCUUUCGUAAACGUUUUUCCAGAAACGUUCAAAUAUCCAUGCAGGGGUUUGGAAAGUUACGAUAAGUGUUCAUCUCCGUAUAGCUUUAAGAAUUACCUGUCGUUGACAGACAAUUUUACGGUCUUUUCGGAAAAAGUCAGAAACGCAAAGAUUUCAGCUAACAUUGACCCACCGGAAGGUGGUUUUGACGCAAUCAUGCAGGCGAUGGUUUGCGAGAAAGAAAUCGGUUGGAGAAAGAAAGCACGUCAUUUAUUGGUAAUGACCACGGAUGCUCCUUUUCAUAUAGCAGGAGACGGAAAACUUGCGGGAAUAUUUGAGCCGAACGACGCAACUUGUCAUAUGAAAAAUGGCGAAUAUACUCAUUCAAUCGCUUUGGAUUAUCCGUCAAUUUCGCAUAUAAAUUUCGUGGCGAAACGAAAUAAUAUCAACUUAAUUUUUGCUAUAGUUCCAGGAAAGGAAAACGUAAUUGAGACAUACAAAUUAUUACAGAAUCAAAUUGAAAAUUCAGCAACAGAGGCUUUAUCAAGUAGUUCAUCAAAUGUUGUCAACUUAAUUCUGGAUAAUUACAACAAAAUUGUGGGAUCAGUUACGAUGAUGGACGAUUCUGGAGAUGAUGUUAAAAUAAAGUACUCAUCUACUUGCUCAAAUCCGAAAGAAAAUGGCUGUAAGGAAGUUCCCCUUAAUGAACUAGUUGAUUUUACGGCUGUAAUUCGUCCAUUAGAAUGCCAUAAACAGCAGCAGAUUAUUAAAAUAAAACCUGAUGGAAUAGAUGAAUAUUUACUUGUCGAACUUGAAAUAAUAUGUGAAUGUGAUUGCGAGAAACCGAAUUAUACAGACUCUCAACUCGAAUCGAUAAAUUGCUCACAGAACGGAAAUUUGAAGUGCGGAAUUUGCAAAUGCAAUGAAGGAUAUUUUGGCAGAAGAUGCGAAUGCGAUGCUCGUACAUCGAAUUCUCUGGAUGAAUCUGCAUGUAGAAGAAGUCCAAGUGAAGAAAUCUGUUCUGGUUUGGGCAGUUGCGUUUGCGGUACAUGUCAGUGCGCCCAAAGACCUGGCACGCAAGUAAUUUAUGGAAAAUAUUGCGAGUGUGAUAAUUUCUCUUGUAAAAGGAACAACGGCCAGGUUUGCUCUGGUGAAAUGCAAGGUGUUUGCGAAUGCGGUCAAUGUAAAUGUUUACCAGGAUGGACCGGAGAUGCCUGCGAAUGUCCUGACAGUAACGCAACCUGUGUUACACCAAAUGCUCAGGACAGUGUAUGUUCAGCGCAUGGAAAUUGUAUUUGUGGCGAAUGCGUUUGCGAAAAGAUUGGAGGGCAUCAUUAUUAUGGGAAAUUUUGCGAAGAAUGUCCUUCAUGCCCAGGACAAAGGUGUAACGAAUUAAGGGAAUGUGUCGAAUGCCAUUUCAAUAAAACCCAAAAGUUUAGGCAACCUACAUGUGGUGGUAAAUGCUUGUUUGACAUCGAAACUGUAAAAAAAAUUGAAGAAGAUUCAAAUGAAGACGCAAAGAUAUGUAGAAUAUUGGAUUCUUCCGGGUGUGCCAUAAUUUACCAAUACUUAUACGAUGAAGAGAAGAAGUUACAAAUUAAAGUUCAGGAAACCAAACAUUGUUCAGAAAAAGGAAACCUUCUAGUUAUAGGAUUGAGUGUAGUUGGAAGCAUAGUCCUUGCUGGAGUAGUACUGCUAGUUGUAUGGAAGAUUUUCAUAAUAUUUCAUGAUUUAAAAGAAUAUCAAAAAUUCGAAAAUGAAAGAAAUCAAGCAAAAUGGAACAGAAAUGAUAAUCCCUUGUACAGAAGUGCUGUAUCGGUAUUUAAAAAUCCAUUGUACUCUCACUGAUGGUACUUAAUGAAUUAUAAUUAACAUUUAUUUAAAAACUGUGAAAUCAAUAAUUAUUUAUCUACAAUUGUUUAGUAUCGAUAUUUGUUUUCCAAAAAAAAAACGAGAAUUUUAAAUGUUUAAUGACCACUAAAAAAUUUUCCGAUAUUUUCAAUUUAGUUUGUUUUGAAUACAAUGUAGUAAGAUAAAAUGUGUAAUUUAUUUUAAUUGUAAGUUAAAUGCUUUAAUAAGAAAACCUUUAAAUCAAAAUGUAUGUUACACUGUAAAGUGUAUUCUUUGAUAUUGGAGUAACAUUUUUCCGAAUUUCAUGUAUAACGUGUUAUUAUUAAUAACAUAUAAUUAUUAAAGUUAUAUUUUUACAGAAUCAAUAUAUGUCACAGUCCUUUAAGUUUUUUACUUAUUGACAAUGAGAUAGAACAAUAUUUUAUUUAGUUUUCGGAAAUUGUUUAGUUUUACACAAUUUAAUAGAAACAAAUAACUGAACAUAAAAUUAUAUUUUGUUCACUAUUAACAACAAACGACAUUACGUCUAAAUUUACAAUGGUAUGACAUCAAGAAAUUUUUAAUUUUCAAAACACAAGAGGAAUUCUACGUACAUUUAUUGUACAUAAUAUAUAUUUUACUUUAAAAUAGUACAAUACUAGAUACGCAGCUCAGAGACGUAAUCAAGUUUGAAACAUACACUUAUAUAGGAAUAAUAUAGGGACGAAGCAUAAACUUUCGGGGUAAAGGCUGUCAAAGGGAACGCAAUGAAUGUGCCUGGAU
Molecule: messenger RNA, 3185 nt
Organism: Agrilus planipennis (emerald ash borer)
Lineage: Eukaryota; Metazoa; Arthropoda; Insecta; Coleoptera; Buprestidae
Product: integrin beta-PS
Exons: 7
Coding region: 54-2420 (788 amino acids)
Biological process (GO): cell migration; integrin-mediated signaling pathway; cell-matrix adhesion
Cellular component (GO): cell surface; integrin complex; focal adhesion
Molecular function (GO): integrin binding
Source: RefSeq, a predicted model, not a curated record